CUCCCGGCCCGGCCCCCUCGGCGCGGAGGAAGGCAGCGGCAGCCCCGGCUGUCAGCCCUCUCCAGAGCCGCGGCGGAGACACCCUCCUCCGCGCCAUGGAGCCGCAGGCACAGGGCCUGUUGGAAACGCAGUCUUUGCAUGAAGCAGAUGAAGAUGUGGUCACUGACGUUGAUUUCAACAGUAUGAUUUCUGAAGAAGAAAAGGAGGAGUUAAAGAUUGAGCUAGCCAAGCUAGAGGAUGAAAUUUCAACUUUGCGGCAAGUGCUAGCAGCCAAAGAAAAGCACCUGGUUGAAAUUAAACAAAAGCUUGGCAUAAGUCUGAUGAAUGAACUGAAGCAGAACUUCAGCAAAAGCUGGCAUGAUAUGCAGACAACUUCUGCUUACAAGAAAACGCACGAGACCCUGAGCCAUGCAGGACAAAAGGCAACAGCAGCUAUCAGCAAUGUAGGAACUGCUAUCAGCAAGAAGUUCGGGGAUAUGAGAUCGCAUUCAAUUGGUUACUCCAUUCGCCACUCCAUAAGCAUGCCUGCCAUGAGGAAUUCUCCAACUUUCAAAUCGUUUGAGGAGAAGGUUGAGACGACUGUCACAAGCCUUAAGACCAAGGUGGGUGGGACAAGCCACCCAGGGGGCAGUUUUGAAGAAGUCCUCAGCUCUGCAGCCCACGCCAGCGCUCAGAGCUCUCUGGCUGGCACCCGACUCCCCGAGAGUGAAGAAGAGCUUCAGUGUUAGAGCCCCAGGCCCUCCUGAGCCUCACCUCCCUCUCUUCAGAGACUGAUGACCAGCCAGUGAUUUUUAGACCUCCCUUCGCCACCCAACUUGUGCAACAAGGUUUGGUCAGCUUUGGAAAACGGCUUCCCUGGCUUUGUGCUGGGGAAAUGCUUCCUAUUUGUAUUUUGUAACCACAUACAAGCCAUUGACUUACAAUGCUCUAAAUUCUAUGUUAAGUGACCAAAAUAGUUUUUGUUUUCCUGUAAUUUCCCUCUAACAAUCUCCCAGCCUCUGUUUCUUAUUUCUUUUCCUUUACUGUUUUCCAUCUCCCCUCUCAGUGCCACAUCAGACAGAUGGACCUAGAGCUGUGCAAAGGUUGCUGCUGCCAGCAGCAGCCCAUGUACCAGCUGUCUACCAGCCACACCAGGUGCCCUUUGCUCAGGAGUCUCUGUACAUGAUCUAUUUCCUAACGGAAUUAAAUCACUUACUGUCACACAAAGUUUUUUCUCCUUCACUGGCACAGUCUGGCAUUGCCCUCCCCUCGUUAGCCAGCAGAGCUGAGGACAGGAAGAGACCCCCAGUUAUUCAUAGAGAAACUGAACCGCUCAGAGCUGCUGAUUUAAGACCAUCGUUGCAGCUGGAAAGGCUUCAGUUUAAAAAUAUUUUCCCUUGCUUGCUCGCUGUGGUUUGGUAAGAAUUGACAGGAGAAGUUAAUCACAAAAGAAAGCGGAGCGGAGGGAACCUCUAAUAAUUUUGCCUCCGUGUCUUCCCCUCAAACAUAAGGGAAGGUAAAUUUCUGAGCCUCAGUCAGGAUACGGCCUUAAGUGAGAGAACACAAACCCCAGCAACUGGCUGAAGACGUGCCAUAGGCCAGAGAGCCCCUGCCUUCAGGCCGCAUUUCAGAGCUGCUGAAAUAUAAACCCUGUGAUCCCACCACACACAGGAUGGGUAGGUACUUACUUCACUUUGGCUCUCAGAUUUUCUUGUGCUUCACUCCAGAACGUAACUCCACCAACCGCGUGGUAUCUGCUCCAUCACCAGGAGCCAGUCGUGGCUCAGCUUUGCUUCAGCAUGUUUUCCUGCCGCCUUUUAACAUUUUUUUUUUUAGUAAGAGCAGCAACUUGUGACACUCUCUUGCUGUCUAGUGAGCACGUGCCAGUCUGCAUGCUGCAACACUGGGUUCACCAGACUGGGAUGAGCGUAACUUUACUCACAGAAGUACAAACAAGAUGGAAAACAGUCUGGCUACUUGCAAAAUGGAUGCUUUCUUUUUUUAAGCAUAAGCCAAAGCUUCAAAUCGGUGUUAGUGAAUCAAAACGUUACAGACUGCUUAAAAUCUUGUGAGGAAACUUGGCUUUAAGUGAUUUUUUUUUUCCUGUGUGGCUUUUGUUAUAGAUUUUACAAAGUCAGAAGUCCUUUUGUAAUGUUCUACUGGACAUAAGUUAACUUUGGACAUUUAUAUCAAAUGUCUCUUUAGUGCAGUUUUUUUUAGCAUGGAAGCAAACCUAAUUCUUUAAGUAGUUUUCUUCUAAUAGUUUGCUAGCUUAUUUUAUGUGGGUUUGUGCAUAAAUGUGAAUUUAUUUAAAUAAAGUACUACUAGUCAACUUA
This is a messenger RNA of Calidris pugnax (ruff), 2315 nucleotides long. It is a transcript of the gene TPD52L1, whose product is annotated as tumor protein D52-like 1. The record is from RefSeq and is a predicted model, not a curated record. Lineage: Eukaryota; Metazoa; Chordata; Aves; Charadriiformes; Scolopacidae. The transcript is spliced from 8 exons. Bases 96 to 728 code for a protein of 210 amino acids. Gene Ontology annotation, biological process: positive regulation of apoptotic signaling pathway; positive regulation of MAP kinase activity. Gene Ontology annotation, cellular component: cytoplasm.